This is a messenger RNA of Microdochium trichocladiopsis, 1083 nucleotides long. RefSeq lists its product as uncharacterized. The transcript has a single exon. The coding region runs from base 1 to 1083 and encodes 360 amino acids. NCBI's taxonomy places the organism in Eukaryota, Fungi, Ascomycota, Sordariomycetes, Xylariales, Microdochiaceae. The record is from RefSeq and is a predicted model, not a curated record.
AUGCUGUCUUCACCGCCACCGCAGCAGCUCCUGCAGAGCCUCGACCAUGUAGCCUUUAGCAAUCAAGUCAGUGGCGAGCCACUGGAACUCCGCGUGCAGUUCGCCGACCCGACACCAAAUGGUCGCCGGGGCUCCUACUCCUACCGCGGCGUCGACUCCAGCACGUCUCGCGCCGAGCACAUCAACGCGCUGACCCGCGUCGUCAACGCGACCUCGGCCGACAUCGCCAUCAAGAACAACAUUGCCCCGAUGCCAGUCACUGUCAACAUUCUCUCACCAGAAGCAAGCAAAGAUCAGGCUGACGAGGCCGAGAAGCUGCACGACCACCUGGUCUCGGCAUCCUCAAUCGCCCACUUAUACACGGCGAUCCUGCUGGUCAACCAGGUCGUCCAGAAUGGCGCGGGUAGCGAGCUCUGGAACGUCAACGAGGCCGACGAGGCCAUCGUCGCGCUGUCCAACACCGCCAGCGCCGCGUACCGCGCCAUGAUGGGGCCCCUGAUGGGCCUGUACAGCAUCAAGAACACCACCGCUUCGACGUACAACAGGACCAUGCCGCGCGGCCAGGUCCACGGCAGGUUCCUCGACGAGUUCCUGCGCGAGUACGGCCCCUUGCCGCGCGAGCAGCUGGACGUGCUGGACGAGGUGCUCACGGACUACGUCCGGAGCGUGGGGGGGAUCCCCGUCACGCCCGAGCAGCAGUCCACCGUGGACCAGGUGUUCCGCGUCAAUCGGGUGGUCAGGGUGAACGUGUCUGGCGACGACAGAUACCCCGUGUGGGUGCUGCAGCCGCAGACGAGGCUGGUGCACUUGAAGAUCAACAUCGUCACGUGGGCGCAGGCGGUGCAGAAGAAGAACGCGAAGAGGGCGAAGUCGCAGAUGGAGAAGCCGGACGGGCGGCCACCCGGGCCGGACGAGAAUGUCAAGAUCGCCAUGGACAUUACGGUUGUGGACGCGGUGCUGAACGUCGAGGAGUACCUGCGGCACCGCGCCAAGUUUGAGGAUAUUAUUCAGACGUUGACGGGCCGGGACCUGCAUACGUUUGGAAGGUCUAUUAGUGCAGAGAGUGUGACGAGCCGAGUUUGA